Molecule: messenger RNA, 2525 nt
Organism: Musca domestica (house fly)
Lineage: Eukaryota; Metazoa; Arthropoda; Insecta; Diptera; Muscidae
Exons: 5
Coding region: 370-1440 (356 amino acids)
Source: RefSeq, a predicted model, not a curated record
AAUCCCGUUGCGAAAUCAAGCACGUAUGUUGUCAUUUUCGCAACGACCCGUUGUUAUAUUUUUCAACAACGGCUGUUGGUGAAUUGUGCACGAACGUGCUCAAAUUGACACCGAGACGUGGUCAACUUUCGGUACCAACAACAGCCGUGCUUAAUUUGUCCAUUUGUAAUAUUGGUAAUUGCAGCCGAUUACACACGAGUAAAAAAUGACAACGGUGGUGCAUGAUUCACACACGGUCGUUGUCAAUAUGACACCGGUCGUGUAUGAAUUAUGCACCACCACCUGCAUAAUGAUGCACCACCGUUGUUACUUUGUACACCGACGUGCAUGAAUCGUACACGAUCGUUGCCAUUUUAGCAACUACCGUGUAUGAAUCAUGCACCACCGUUGUCAUUUUUUUUACUCGUGUGCAAUCGGCUGCAUAUUUACCAUUUUUUCCGUGUUAUUGAAAGAGAAAGGACGCAUUGUGCAAAAAAUUUAUUGAAAAUGAAUAAUAAUUCGCAAGAUCCUCAAAAUAUCAUUGGUGAGUUGUUAGAAAUCGAUGGCAAUAUUGUUGUGGUUCGCGAUACAAACCAUUGCAGCAGUCAAGAUGCGGAAAACAAUGAGGACGAUUAUAUGUUAAGGGAGUUCUUAAAAGGAAUAAAUAUGGAGUCGCUUUUUGAACAAUUAAAAGCAUCACAUGUAACAUUUCGCAGCUUGCAGUACUUGAAAAAAGAAGAUUUAAAGGAAGCAGUGCCACCAUUGGGACUGCGUGUUGAAUUCAGAGAAAAGCUCUUUGCUUGGAAAAAACGAAAGCUCGGGAUUGAUGACGAAACUAUGUCAGUUCCAUCUAAAAUAGGUGAAUGGUGGAAACGCAACGAGACACCUGCAAGUACUCCUGGUACUCCCGACACUACAGGUUCGAACUGCUCAAAAGCCAAAGGAAUUUUGUCAGAGGAUCUAACGGAAUUGUUAACACAUACCUCGAAGGGGAAACUAGCGCUUGAAUGUAGUAGCGUUAAUAAGAAAUUAAGUGACGAGCAAAGAGAUGAUAUAAUUAAUAUAAUUAUUGAAGAUAUUUUAACCAACAAUGUUACUCUUUACACUCAAGACUAUAUGCGCAUAUUGGAUGAAAUUUGUUCCGUUUUUCCUCUUGAAAACGAAAUGAGGGAUUAUUAUUACAUUUCAAGAAAAGGAAAGAACAACGCAAGCGGAAAACUUUAUGCCAAGUAUAGAAACAAGAAGUCCAAAAGAAUAAAGCUUUUGAUUUCCGAGCCUAGCACAAGCAAAGCAGCAACUCACACAUCUCCUAAUUUUUGUAACAAAGAUGUUCCCGAAAUUGAUGAAUCAGUUGAAAAUUCAUUGAAAGCUUCCUUACUAAGAGAAUGUAAUGAUUGGGGAUCGAUCUGCGAAAAAUGGAAAAGAUCUUUUAACAUACGGCAAAGAGAUAUAAAAAUUUAAGUAGCCAUACAUUUCUCCUUGAAUGGACGAAGUUGUCCGAUGCAAGAGCUUCAGAAUUGGUAAGUAGCCAUGAGCUAUUUAUUUGUAUAUGGAUACUAAUGUUUCGUUUUAGGUCAACAUUGAUUUCGAUAUUAUGUAUCCACAGAAAGGCAAUCUUCUACUUUCUAAAUGGGACCAAUUUAAGAAAAAAAUUUACAAUUAUUAUGGGAAAAAUAUUCAUAACGAACAUUGCAAACAACUCUUCGCAAAUGUUUUGACGGCAAGCAGCAUAGGUAAAUUUUAAUUCCUGAUUUAUCAUAAACAUUAAAAGUAAUAUUUAUUUUAUAUUUCGGUUGCAGAUGCUCAAGAUUAUAUAUACGCAAUACUGUUGAAUUCAGUUUUACCAUCACCUGCUAGGUUUAAAUGUGGAAACGGUAAAUUACGAAAAAAAGUAACAAUAGCUGAUUCGCAGGAAAGUUUCGUACUGCGACUACCGACAAUUAACGAUUAUAAAAGGCAAAUUGAUACAGUCACUGAAAAGUAUUACAAUGCUGGAUUAACUAUACAGCCAUUUAUAAUUGUGGAGGGUUUGUCCGAUUUCAAUAUAAAAGGUUUUUAUGUUUUUUUUAACCACAAUUUGUUAAAAUUUCAAUCGUUCCUCGAAUGUUUAGAUACAUGUUUUAAAAUUUUUCAUGCACUUUCUUUAAAAUAUCCAAAUGCCUGCCAAAUUCCAUGGAUUUUUAUCCAAAAAUAUUUUUAUGAAAUUAAUACUGUAUAUGAUAUAAAAUCAGUUAAUUUGACUUCACUUAUUAAUUUCUGCAACAAUAAUUAAAGUACAAUUCAAAAUGUAUAUUUGCUUUCGUUGCCGUAAGCAUUUUGAUAAGGCAAAUCUUUUAAUAGCUCAUUUGAAAACAGACCAUUUAAUGUCCACUAAAUUUUUAAAAGUACAAUGCGUUCAGGACAACUGUAAGCAAACAUUUACAAAAUUUACGUCAUUCAGAAUUCAUUUAGAAAAACUUCACAAGAAUCACACAAAAGCUCCACCAAUGGUUAAAGCCAUUAAUGUGCCAGUUGAAAUGUCAUCAUCAAAAGAAAAUGAUUAUACA